GGUGUUUAUCCGCGUCUCGCUCGCACCGACCGCGUCGCGUUCCGCCUCUGAGGUGCACUCACUGUUCCUAUUAUUUUCGUGACGGGUAUUGCGCCGAAGCCGAUUCCCGCAUCCUCGCCCCGAGUCGAGACGCGAGGUCCGGUCUCGCGACGGAGGCGGCGGCAACGGCCGUUCGCAUCGCGCGCCCGCCAGUCCGCGCCCGAGGUCGAUCGCCGGUUCGCGCCUACCGAAUGUUUCCAUAACUCGACAACAAUCGUUGUUUCCUCAAAUAUGAAAAUGCGAAUCGUAAUGGCGUACACUAGCAAAUGUACUAUAAAAAGUAGAUCGCGGCGGGUGACAUUAUCAAGUUGAUUAGAUUGGUUCUUGUGAAGUUGGUGACAGCUGUUGGAUUGUGUUUUGGCAGGCCGAUGGUACACGUGAAUGUGAAUGUGGAUGCGGUGUGGAGUGGUUUCGGAAGAUGCAUUUCAAGGAGGCUUUUACGAUGAGCGAUCGUCCAAGCGAGCGGGGCCGCCGCAACUCCCGUUGCAAGGGCGCUGGCGUCAAGAUGGAGCACUUCCAGGCGGCGCUGGACCCUCGCAAACAGGAGCUUCUGGAGGCACGCUUCCUGGGCGCUAAGAUGUCAGCUGGGUCACAAAUUCAGAUGGCACCACAAACUACUGUCAACACGGGGCAGCCAGUUCACAGCCAAGACUCCAAUAUGAGCACAGGGUCGUCACACAGUGAUAAAGAAGUGGACACCCUGACUCCGGAGAAGUCUGGUGCCAUGCGAGGCUCCACCAUCGCUCCCGGGGGAGCCCUGGUGCCCCCUAGUGGGGCCACACCCACCAUAGCAAUGCCUGAAAGGAAAAGGAAACGGAAAGGUGAAGAAGGCGUCGGCGGCGGGGGAGGGGGCGGCGGCAAGCAGCGCCACAACUCCUCAGACAAGAACAUCCGGGAGUACUUCUCCAAGCACCCCGGCUCCAGCCCCGUGCGGCUCGCAGGGGCCAAGUCUCCGUCGCCGCAAGGCGCCAACUAUCCAAUGUACCCACCGUCACCGUCGUCGCUACCGCCGGCGGGGGCCGACUUCUUACGUUCCUCCAUGCAGCAGCGACCACACUCUUCUGUUAAACAGGUUCAAACAGAACUGACAUGUCAGAGGAUACAAGAGUUAGAAACUCAAGCGUCUUCAGACCUAGAAAUAAGAAAUAAUAGAAUAGAUGAAUUAACAAGGAAUAAUGAAGAACUGAAACAUCAAGUGCAAGCGCAAAGCAAGGUAAUAGAGCAGCACAAGUCGCACAUCAACAAGUGCAUAGACGUGGUGAAGAAGCUGCUGAACGAGAAGAGCACCAUAGAGAAGAAGGAGGCCCGGCAGCGCUGCAUGCAGAACCGGCUGCGGCUCGGCCAGUUCGUGACGCAGCGCGUCGGCGCCACGUUCCAGGAGAACUGGACCGACGGAUACGCCUUCCAGGAGCUAACCAGGCGGCAAGAAGAGAUCACGGCGGAAAAAGAAGAAAUAGACAGGCAGAAGAAGCUGCUCUUCAAGAAGCGGCCUUCCAACAACGAGGGCGGCGGGGGGCGCGGCAAGCGGGCCAACAGCGCCUCGGUGGCGGCCCCCGCGGCCCCCGCGACCCCCACCACCCCCGGCGCGCAGCCGCUGCACAACGGCACCGAGCCCCCCACCUUCCUCAAGCCGGACCCGCUGCCGAGCAUGACGUGGCAGGAGUAUUAUGAGGCUGAUGAGAUACUCAAGCUCCGACAGAGCGCGCUGAAGAAGGAGGACGCGGACCUGCAGCUGGAGAUGGAGAAGCUGGAGCGCGAGCGCAACCUGCACAUCCGCGAGCUGAAGCGCAUCCACAACGAGGACCAGAGCCGCUUCUCCGCGCACCCCGUGCUGUCUGACCGGUACCUACUUUUGAUGCUGCUGGGCAAGGGCGGCUUCAGCGAGGUGCACAAGGCGUUCGACCUGCGCGAGCAGCGCUACACCGCCUGCAAGGUGCACCAGCUCAACAAGGACUGGAAGGAGGAUAAGAAGGCCAAUUAUAUCAAACACGCGCUCCGGGAGUACAACAUCCACAAGGCGCUGGACCACCCGCGCAUCGUGAAGCUCUACGACGUGUUCGAGAUCGACGGCAACUCCUUCUGCACCGUGCUCGAGUACUGCAACGGGCACGACCUCGACUUCUAUUUGAAACAGCACAAGACGAUCCCGGAGCGCGAGGCGCGUUCCAUCGUGAUGCAGGUGGUGUCGGCCCUCAAGUACCUGAACGAGAUCAAGCCGCCGGUCAUCCACUACGACCUGAAGCCGGGCAACAUCUUGCUAACCGAGGGCAACGUCUGCGGCGAGAUCAAGAUCACGGACUUCGGCCUCUCGAAGGUCAUGGACGAGGAGAAUUAUAACCCAGAUCAUGGGAUGGAUCUCACCAGCCAGGGCGCUGGCACUUAUUGGUACCUACCCCCCGAGUGCUUCGUGGUCGGCAAGAACCCGCCAAAGAUCAGCAGCAAGGUGGACGUGUGGAGCGUGGGCGUUAUCUUCUACCAGUGCCUGUACGGCAAGAAGCCCUUCGGCCACAACCAGAGCCAGGCCACUAUACUGGAGGAGAACACUAUCCUGAAGGCCACGGAGGUGCAGUUCGCUAACAAGCCCACCGUCAGCAAUGAGGCUAAGAGCUUCAUCCGCGCGUGCCUGGCGUACCGCAAGGAGGAGCGCAUCGACGUGUUCGGGCUGGCGCGGCACGAGUACCUGCAGCCGCCCAUGCCCAAGCCGCGGGGCGCGGGCGCGGGCGUGGGCGCCGCCGCCGGGCCCGCCGCCGCCGCCGGCCCCGCGCACGCCUUCAGCGCCGCCAUGUUCGGCGCCGGCUCCUCGUCCUAGGAGCCGCCGCGCCGCCGCCGCCGCCCGCCGCCCCCCCCGCGCGCCCGCUAGCGGCCCGCGGCGCCCCCACAGUGCCACAUGGACACAGUUUUAUAAUACGUGUGACGUCACCACGCACCGCACAUCACAUCGGUACCGAACUCGUUCGAGUCUUGUAAUAGACGUACUUUUUAGUUUUGAACCUUUGUCAGUUUUAAUAAUCAGAGUUGUAAAAUGAGUAAAUAUCAUUUACAAAUUAAAAUUGUUUAAGAUUAUGCUUACUGUUGACUGUAUUUAUUGAGCGGGUGAUAAAAUGUGAUUCUCCAUUUAUGAAUGGGUUUAUCCUUUUAUCACUAGAGAGAAAUCCUUGGGAUUGCCCCUUGCAUAUUAUAUAAGUUAUCCCUAUUAAAAAAGUUGAAAAUUA
Plutella xylostella (diamondback moth) is the source of this 3251-nucleotide messenger RNA. It is a transcript of the gene Tlk, whose product is annotated as Tousled-like kinase. Gene Ontology annotation, cellular component: nucleus. Gene Ontology annotation, biological process: peptidyl-serine phosphorylation; chromosome segregation; intracellular signal transduction. NCBI's taxonomy places the organism in Eukaryota, Metazoa, Arthropoda, Insecta, Lepidoptera, Plutellidae. Gene Ontology annotation, molecular function: protein serine/threonine kinase activity; ATP binding. The record is from RefSeq and is a predicted model, not a curated record.